AUGGGGAGAAAACCGAGACAGCAGCGGAGAGAUAGAAUCAGUGAACUCCCAGCAGAUAUAGUUGACAUGAUUUUGGGGUUUUUACCGAUUGAACAAGCUGCUAGAAUGGCUGUUUUGUCUACCUUUUGGAGAGAUAUGUGGUUCAGUCUUACAAAGCUCCACUUUGACUAUGGGUUUAUUUUUCACAUUAAGAGAAAAUAUUCCCAUGCUUGCAGUGAUAUCAGGACCCAAACCACACAAGAGCAAAAGAAAAACAGUGAUGUUUGGAUGUCUGCAACUUUGUAUGUAAUCAACAAAGUCCUCAACCAGCACAAUGGACUUAUUCGCUCAUUUUUCAUUGAUUUUCAGCAUCUCCGGAAUACGCUUAGGUCUCGGUCAUUUGACUUGAACCAGUGGUUACUUUUUGUCACACAAAAAGGUGUUGAAGAAAUCGACCUUAGUCUUAUGGUUGAAGAUGAAUACAGGCUUCCGAAUUGCAUAUUUUCUUGCCUAACACUAAGGAGAUUGUAUCUUAAUGGAGUCUCUGUUAAAUCAAUAAAUGCCCAUUGCACAUUACCAAAUGUCACCUUACUUUGUUUUAGAAAUAUUGACUUUGAUGGUGUUGAUCUUCCGGUUCAAGUUGAUUUUCCUAUACUCAAGUAUCUCUCAUUUAUUGGAUGCAAUAACCUGUCCAAUUUGAACAUUUCUGCUCAAAAACUCUAUAGUUUAACAAUCAACAAUUGCCUCUUUUGCCAACUCCCCUUUAACUUAGACUUAAGAUCUGUUUGUACUCUUGAUUUGGAUAGUUAUGCUGUCAAGGAUUUUGUUAAAGGAUGUACUAGAAGGGGACUGCAACCACAACCACUUGUACUAAAUGUGGAAUGCUUGAUACUGUCAGAAUCAGAAAUCUCUACCGAUGACAUUUCUUCCGAAUUCAUUCAUUUGCUUCAAAUAUGCCCAAAAUUAUGUGAACUUGAUUUAACUUUAUCGAUUUUCUAUGAUUUUCCAAACAUCGACGAAUUUCAAAGACUUAAAAUGCUACAGUAUUUGAAUCUGAGAGACUUUGUAGCGUGUAAGGAUUAUAUUGUUUUCAUCAAGGAGCUACUUGCUUGCUUUCCAGCACUUGAGGAGGUUGUUAUUACUAUUUCAGAAAUAUAUGUGGGAUUUGAAAAUUACAAGGAGGAGCUUUUGCAUUUUCCUUGUGCCUCCACAAAAGCGAAAAUAUUUAUUAUCGACUAA
Molecule: messenger RNA, 1218 nt
Organism: Ipomoea triloba (trilobed morning glory)
Lineage: Eukaryota; Viridiplantae; Streptophyta; Magnoliopsida; Solanales; Convolvulaceae
Product: putative F-box/LRR-repeat protein At4g15060
Exons: 3
Coding region: 1-1218 (405 amino acids)
Molecular function (GO): protein binding
Source: RefSeq, a predicted model, not a curated record